UGGUUCUUCCCUUUCAAAGCAACCAAAGCUUUGUUCAUGUCGCCUGGAUGGAGUCCAAACGCCAUAGUAGUUACGGGAAAGUGAAAGGCCUUGUUCCCUUUCUGGACAAAAACUAUGAUUUGAUGUGAUGGAAUUACAAUUUACAAUUGUGCUGCUUCAAUGUUGUUUUUUUAUACCACUUGUGUACAGCUGUGAGGAAUGUAGGCCAGGGCAAUGUGUCGAUAACCAGUGCGCUUGCCCGUCGGGCUUCUGGGGAAAGAAAUGCCAGUACGGAAGGACACGGUUGGAAAAACAGACUGGCUUUAUGACUGACUUUGUCGGUCCUUAUAUUUCAAAUUCCAAAAUAUCAUGGUUCAUUGAUAGCAAGAGGAAAAAUACAACAUAUCAAUUGAUGUGGAAUCAUUUGCUACAGAAUGUUCAUGGGAUCAUGUUUAUAUUUACGAUGGGUGGACAAUUUUUGACCCUCUUGUAGCAGCUUUGAGUGGUACUAUUAAGCCAUCAAAAAGAAAAGUGAUUGCCAAAUCUGGCAAUGUCAUGGUACAUUUUUAUAGUGACAAACAUUUGAACGAAGAAGGAUUCAAUCUAACAUACAGAAUCAGUAACUGUACAAAUAAUACAUGUUCGGGGCAUGGCUACUGCAAUAUAUCUUCGAUUUGUGAGUGUGAACCCGGCUGGACUGGAGCAAACUGUUCAAUUCGGCAAUGCUGCCCCAAUGAAGUGUUUAAUAUUUCGACAACCUCCAGGAACUGCCCAAAUCUUUUAACUGGAGCUGCAUGUCCAAUGAUUGUUGCACCUAGGGCAUCCCACGCGUCGGCUAUUGACAAUGGUGUCAUUUGGGUGUAUGGAGGUUUCAAUUUCGAUGGAAGCAGUGGUGAUGUCAUCAACUAUGACAUCAUCUCUUCGAAAUGGAGCGUCCAAGAUGCAAAACCCAUUCCGAAAGGCAGAUUUGGCCACUCUUUAGUCAUUUAUAAUAAAAAACUAUACAUUUUUGGUGGAAUCAAAGAUAAGGCCAUCACUAAUGAACUAUGGGAGUUUGAUACUUUGAAGAAAACUUGGAAAAUGUUGACCGUAAGUGGAGCAACACCAGUUGGAGUGACCGGACAUGCUGCUGUUGUUGUUGUUAAUCAGAUGUAUGUCUUCAUGGGCUAUUCAUCCGAAAAAAGUUUCUACCAGAAUGUGCAGCAACUUGACUUAGAUACUUUAGAAUGGAAGAUCGUCACCACAAAUGGUGCCUUAGUGACUGGCACAUUCGGGCACAGUGCUGUUUAUGAUCAAAGUUCCGGCCUUAUCUUUGUACACGGAGGUUUUUCACUCCUGGUUGAUUCGGUAGAAACGAAGAAGAAGGUUUCAAGUGCUCUUUUCUCCUUCAGUCCAUCAAAGAAAACUUGGACGGUGUUACCAAGCUCAAACAGGCCACGGAUGCUCCAUUCAUCUGUAAUUGUUGGAAGGAUGAUGAUUGUGUAUGGAGGAACUAAUCACCACCACGAAAAUAUAAAGGAACAUGAGAAAAAAUGCUACUCAAAUGACGUUUUAGUCUAUAACAUUGAUUGCAAAUCUUGGACUAAAAUUGAUUCAAAAGACUUGUUUGAGCAAAAAGGAAGAUUUGGCCAAACUGCUGUUUCACAUGAAAGGAAAAUGUAUGUUUUUGGUGGUUUUGACGGAGUUCCGCGAAAUGACUUGAUGGCGAUAGCAAUUGGAGAGUGUUCCGGUUUUGCCACAAAAACAAGCUGCUUAGAAGCUCCAUUUGUGAGUAAUUGUGUUUGGGACAAGGCUUCACUUCGUUGCCUCAAGGCAGAAGACUCUGCAGUUUUGCCAAGCCCACAGAUUGAAGCUCCUCAGUGCAAUUCAACAGUAUUACAGUGCAAAUCUUUCAGAACGUGCAAGACAUGUCUUUCAAAUACAGCCAGUUGUGCCUGGUGUGACAACGCUUGCGGCGAUGUCAGUUGUGGCUCUGAUUCUAAGGUGAAUGCUGUUACUGACGUCAAUUUUUGCCCAGCCUCUAUCAAGUUUACCUGUGCCUCGCUGUCAACAUGCUACAGCUGCGAACAGCAUCGCAAUUGUUCCUGGGAUUAUAGGAAUUCCCGUGGCAGUUGUAAAUUUGCAGAGACGAAAACAAGCACCAAUGCCUCACUGAAAUGCAACCCAAAGAUGCCUUCAGAAUCGCAAUGCCAUUUAAUCAAAUCCUGCUCCAGUUGCACCGCUGCAAGUACCAUCGGCUGCAUGUGGUGUCAAUCACAGAACCUCUGCAUCGAUUCUGAAGCUUAUGUCGUCAAUUUCCCGUACGGCCAGUGCUUGGAGUGGAUCAACAAUUCUGGCUGCUCUGACGUUGUAUGCAGUGCCCAGAAAACGUGCCACAACUGCUUCAAACUUCCCGCAUGCGGAUGGUGCGAUGACGCAAGCGGUACUGGGAUAGGAAAAUGCAUGGAAGUUGCUGAUGUUAGUGUCUGGAAAAGCUCCAACUCUUCAACCUGCCCGGCAUCAAGAUGGUCCUACACUGAAUGCCCAAGCUGCCAAUGUAAUGGACACAGUAAAUGUCGCAAUGGCUCAACCUGCGUCAAAUGCAUGAAUAACACCACAGGAUUGAAUUGUGAAAAAUGCAAACCUAGAUACUAUGGGAUUGCUCUGAACAAUGGCACAUGCAAAGAGUGCUAUUGCAAUAACCAUGGUGUCAGUUGUGAUAACGUCAAUGGCAAAUGUGAAUGCGAUACCGCAGGCUUGGUGGGGGAUCACUGUGAACGCUGUGAUACAAAUUCGUACAUUGGUAAUGCUUCAAAUGGCGGUCAUUGCUUUUAUCGUUUGCAAUUCGGCUUCCAAUAUAAUUUCAAUCGUACAAAUAAGAAUCACAACUUUUACGCUGUCCCAACAAUUAGUGAUAAGGAAGUCAAAUUUGAAGUGCAUGUCAGAUCAGGGGACCGUGCAUACAUGAAUCUAUCAUAUACAACAGAUGGCAAAGAGGUUUUUGUCGUGAAAAAGUUUGUUCUGGGUGCAUAUGGAAAGAAAUUCUCUGCUGAAAAUUUCAAAAUAAGGAGACAUGUUGGACCAAUAUUCAAGAUAUAUCUUUACAAUAUUUCAAGGAAUACUGGAUUUAAGGUGUCAUUUGACCAGGUUAUGCCAAAUUCUCUCAACUGGCUACAUUUUCUCAUUGUGUUCCUUAUCUGCUUCUGCUCGUUGCUGAUAAUAUUGAUCGUUGUCUGGAAGCUUAAACAACAAUAUAGUAAUUACCAAUACAGUAGGCGACGCCGUGUUGAAUUGCAAGAAAUGGCGAGUAGGCCAUUCUCAAGCAUCACUCUGUGUUGUGGUGACAAGUUGAAAGGAUAUCUGAAGGCCGGGCCAACUCCGAUCGGUAUUGAACCGUUUGCGCAUGGUCAUGCAGCCGUUGCCUCGGUUCUAAUUGAAUUACCUCGUUCAGGGAGUGGCUAUACUCCAAAGGGACAGAGUGGUCUUUGUGUAGGGAGCACUGUGAUUGUUCAUCGGCAUCAGAAACUUACCCUGAGUUCGCAGCAGCAACUUUAUAUAUUUAAAGGGCGGCAAAAGAAUCGCCAACAAACUCCGGUUAAUGUUUAAUUCAUAUUUAUCUAUUUUUUGUAAUUUUUGUAUAAUUGGUAUUUAGAUUUUUACCGAGCGAGCAGAUUUUAAAUACGAAGUGCGAUUCCGUUGUAGACAUCCUGAAUUGAAAAAUGAUCCUGGUCUAGAAUGAUUCCUUUUAUGUAUAUAGUUCCUUUCACGUGACAUUAGCUCAUUAAAUCAUCAAAAAAUAAAUGGUAGAACUUACUCGAUUUUGUCUACUUUUUUUAACAACGCUUGUUACAUUUUUAGAUAAUUUCGUGAAAUGUAAAUAGUUUGCCAUUGCAUCUUGCAUUGAUCAUGAAAUAAGCUUAAUAAUCACACAAGAAUAAUCAAAUUGAUACAGUACUGGGUGCCAAAAUAAAUACGAGCACAAUAUAUCGAAUUUGGGAGCUUGCUAUUUAAAAGUUGACUUGCAAUGGUGGAUAAAUUUUACCACCUUGUCAGUUAUUAUUAAGUGAAUGAAACACGUAACAAUCUUGUAAGGCUUAUAAAUUGAAAAAAAAACAGUAAAAUGAAAAACUGUGUUAAUCGAAAUAGUGUCAAUUUUUGACUUUAUUCAAUUAUCAUUUCUUUCUUACCCUUAUUUGUCUUUCCUGUGUUGAGGAUUCUUAAUAUAAAUUUUUUUAGAGGGGAUGAUUUAAUUUUUUUGAUGGAUUAUUUCGCAAGAUUUUAAUUUUUUUAUUAUAUAUCGUUAUCCAUCCUUAUAAAUAACCUGCUCCGUGGCUAAUGAUGCCGGCAUUAUCUUGCAUUUUGCUUAUCGUUUCGAAUGUAUAUUUAAUCUUCCUCGUUGAAAACUUCUGGAAAGAAUAUUAUGCCGCAGUUAUGAAGAUUUUUGGAAUGUUUAAACAAAAUAUAUUCAGCUGCCUUCCAUCCUUACUUUUUCUGUCAAGUUACGCAAAUAAUUGUCUUGUUCAUCAAAUCCCAUUGUAACAACAGACCUUGUUGUCGGAAACGUUGUUAAAAUUUCUAGUUUACUAAGUUUAAUACCACCCUUUUGGGGUUUCGAGUUGACCCCAGGUCUUCAUAGAACAAACUGCAAGCCUAUUCUAGACAAUGGCCCUCAUGUUCACCUCCAGACAAUUUCCGAUUUCCACAUUUCUUUCAAAGCUAUUUUUAACUUUGACCAUGAUUUUGGAUAAUUGUAAUCAUCUUUCUGGUACAAUGCAAUAACAUCCGAUUUCUGGAAAUUAGUCUUAGUUGUCACGUUAGUUUUUGCUGUUGCUGUUGCUUGCGUUUGUAAGUAGAUGCCUAACAAGAAUAUUUUCAGGAUGUAAAUUUGCGGCAGUAGAAUGAAGGAUUUUCCUCGCCUGUGUUUGUAUCUUUUCACCUGACACAAAAAGACAUGUUAUCGUACUUUAUUUAUUCAUAGUCAAUAGAAAACCUUUGGGCCUUUUUGUUUGACUUUGAUUCAUUAUGGGCGUAGCCGAUGCAAAACGUACAGGGGGGGGGGGGCUCUGUAAGGAUCUUACCGAAAUAUUUUUGUCGAGAUAGAACUGCCCGAUUAGGGCCUUAAUUGCAAUAAGUUUUGCCUGAUUAGAGGGGAUUGCCAUCCUCCCGCCUUGUAACGUUGAUUUUUUUGUGUAUUAUAACUUUGACGUCAACCGAAAGCACAAAUAGAAAGAUAUUUAAUUAUCGGAAAUACAGUGUAUCUUACUGUCCGUAAUCAUGGUUUGGUUCUGUGAAGGAGAUAAAUCGUGAUCGCGUCCUGCGAGUGGAAGCCUGGUACCAAAUUCGUCCUCGCUGUUUUUCUUUUGCAUAAACGUUGUUGGAAGUACAGCAGCCUGUUAAUACUUUUAAAUUGAAGGUGCAAAAUGGCUGGAGCAGAACAUGCAGUAGAAGCAGCAGCCAAUCUUAAAGGCUGGCAAAGAUAUUUCAAUUCAGUCACAAUAGCAGGCAGACGAAAUGUCGUCUUUGCGGUUUAUGGUAGUCUUUUUGCCAUUUAUGGAAUGUACAAGCUGACAAAGAAGAGCAAGAAGUAACCCGGAUAUAUCUAAAAAAAUUCAACCUGUUAAGGUAAUUUUCAAGAAUUGCACUGUUCUGACUGAAAUGGAAUGUAAAGUUUGUGUGAAUAUGUCAACAUAAUGAUCUAUGUUCAAUCAA
Molecule: messenger RNA, 5667 nt
Organism: Rhopilema esculentum
Lineage: Eukaryota; Metazoa; Cnidaria; Scyphozoa; Rhizostomeae; Rhizostomatidae
Product: attractin
Cellular component (GO): Golgi apparatus
Molecular function (GO): protein binding
Source: RefSeq, a predicted model, not a curated record